CCCGUGUCUCGUGGCACGCGGCGGCGGCGGCGGCAGUGGGUGGCCAGCAUCGACCUGUCGGAGAACGUGGCGGCCAGCGCCAACGUGCUGGUGAAGAGCAGCGAGUCCUUCCCGGAGCAGGCGGAGCAGGUGACAGGAGAUGUUGGAAAACUUCUGGGUGAAGAAAAGUUGGAUGCCAUCUUGUGCGUUGCUGGAGGAUGGGCAGGUGGGAGUGCAAAAGCAAAAGCUUUAUACAAAAAUUGUGACCUGAUGUGGAAGCAGAGUGUUUGGACAUCAACUAUAUCCAGUCACUUAGCUACAAAACAUUUGAAAGAAGGAGGUUUGUUGACUCUGACAGGAGCCAAAGCUGCUUUAGCUGGAACCCCAGGGAUGAUUGGAUACGGCAUGGCAAAGGGAGCAGUGCACCAGCUCUGUCAGAGUUUAGCUGGCACAAAUAAUGGUUUGCCAUCUGGUUCUGCUGCAGUUGCUGUUCUACCGGUUACCUUGGAUACACCAGUGAACAGGAAAUCAAUGCCUGAUGCAGAUACCAGCUCCUGGACACCGUUAGAGUUCAUUGCAGAGACCUUUUAUGACUGGAUCACAGGAAAGAACAGACCCAACUCAGGCAGUUUAAUCCAAGUGAUAACCACAGGAGGGAAGACUGAACUAGUAGCAGCACAUCUUUGAGGUUGAUCAGUGGAAUUGUUUCUGAAAAUGUAGCAACAAAACUAUUGCAAACUAACGUCUUAGUCAAGUUUGGGUCGUGUAUUGUAUGCAGUGAUUACAUCUGUGGAACAAGAUAUUGAGUAACACUUCUUGUUAGAUGUGAGCCGGUGGCAUUUAUAUAUCAAACAGUAUUGAAUUAAAGGCUGCAAAUAUGCUAAUCCUGAAUUUUAAUUACCUAUAUCAAGGCUGUCCAACUUCUAGACUGGGGGGGGACCAUGUGCUGUGUGCAGCCCGGCCUUUCCUCACCACAUGCACAGCAUGAACAGUGAAGACUCGCUCUUGGUGGUGCAGGGGGCUCCUUUUGUGGUGUGGCAGCCCAAAUGUCCCCCUACUGCAUGUGCUAAAACCCUCUCAUUGUCCAGCCCCACCAGGCCCUGCCUGCAAGAGCAGACGCAGAAAGCAGAAUCUUCAGAAGGGAGGGGGAGCCUGACCACUGGCCACCUAAAGCUGCCAGAAUGGUGGCAGCAGCAGCAGCUGCCAUAUGGGAGCCAGGGACCAUAUGUGGCUUGUGGGCCACCAGGUGGACAGCCCUGAUGUACAUGUUUUAAAUUGUAGUGGUGGUUAUAUCCAAAAUUGUGCUUAAUUCUGUGCUGUAUCCACAUAUGUAAGUGGAAGUUUCUGUCUGUCUCUGUAUCUUUCUAGUAACUCU
Molecule: messenger RNA, 1354 nt
Organism: Alligator sinensis (Chinese alligator)
Lineage: Eukaryota; Metazoa; Chordata; Crocodylia; Alligatoridae
Gene: QDPR
Product: quinoid dihydropteridine reductase
Exons: 6
Biological process (GO): tetrahydrobiopterin biosynthetic process; L-phenylalanine catabolic process
Cellular component (GO): cytoplasm
Molecular function (GO): 6,7-dihydropteridine reductase activity; NADPH binding; NADH binding
Source: RefSeq, a predicted model, not a curated record